AUGCCCGUGUGGGGGCCACCCAGCCCGAAGUCCUGCUGGUGCCUGGUCAAAGUCUUAGAGCAGACGCGCCCCCGGCCCCGCCCCGCCCCGCCCCGCGGGGUCCCUCCCCUCCCGGCGGACGCGGCGGGCGGGGCCGGGCCGGACCGAGCCGAGCCGGGACACAGCCGCGGCGCCACCAGCCAGACCCCGGCCAUGAGCCGCACGCCGCUCCUGCUCCUGCUCCUGCUGCGCGGGCUCGCCGCGGGCCGGCCCGCAGCCGCUGCCACCCCGCGCCUCAAGCUGUCGUUCCCCGAGCUGCGGGCUCGCCAUGGGCUGCACCACUUCUCGCUGGAGCACUCCUGCUGCUACGAGGCCCUGCUGCUGGACGAGGAGCGCGGCCGUCUCUUCGUGGGCGCCAAGAACCACCUCCUCUCUUUGGCCCUGGAUGACAUCAGCCAGCGGGGCAGGAAGAUCUACUGGCCGGCUCCCGUGGAGUGGAGGGAAGAAUGCAACUGGGCCGGCAAGGACAUCACUGCUGAGUGCAUGAACUUUGUGAAGAUCCUGCACCCCUACAACCGGACCCACCUGUACGCCUGUGGCACUGGGGCCUUCCACCCAGUCUGUGCCUUCAUCGAGGCUGGCCAGCAUGCAGAAGAGCCCGUUUUCAAGCUGGACCCCCACCACAUUGAGGAUGGCAAGGGGAAGAGCCCGUAUGACCCCCGGCACACAGCUGCCUCUGUCCUUGUGGGCGAGGAGCUCUACUCUGGGGUGGCCACCGAUCUGAUGGGCCGUGACUUUACCAUCUUCCGCAGCCUGGGCCGGCGUCCCUCCAUCCGCACGGAGCAGCACGACUCUCGCUGGCUCAAUGAGCCCAAGUUUGUGGCCGUUUUUUUGGUGCCGGAGAGUGAGGACCCCGACGAUGACAAGAUCUACUUCUUCUUCCGUGAGACGGCGGUGGAACGGCAGCAGGGGCUGGGCAAGACCAGCUUCGCCCGCAUCGGCCAAAUCUGCCGGAACGACAUGGGCGGGCAGCGCAGCCUGGUGAACAAGUGGACGACAUUCCUGAAGGCUCGGCUAGUGUGCGCUGUGCCAGGGCCUGAUGGGGCAGACACCCACUUUGAUGAGCUCCGGGAUGUUUUCCUGUUGCAGACAAGAGACAAGCGCAACCCUCUGAUCUACGCCAUCUUCUCCACCUCCAGCUCUGUUUUCCAAGGCUCAGCUGUCUGUGUCUACACCAUGGCUGACAUCCGCCGGGCUUUCCUGGGCCCCUUUGCACACAAGGAAGGUCCCAACUACCAGUGGGUGUCUUACCAGGGCCGUGUGCCAUACCCCCGCCCAGGCAUGUGCCCCAGCAAAACCUUUGGCACCUUCGGCUCCACCAAGGACUUCCCAGACGAGGUGAUCCAGUUUGCCCGUCACCACCCACUGAUGUAUAACCCUGUCUUGCCCCAUGGCCAGCGCCCCCUGUUCCUGCAAGCCACCGUGCCCUACACUUUCACCCGCAUCGCUGUGGACCGUGUCACUGCUGCUGAUGGCCACUACGACGUCCUCUUCAUUGGCACAGAUGUGGGCACAGUGCUGAAGGUGGUCUCAGUGCCCAAGGAGAGCUGGCACCGCAUGGAGCCGCUGCUGCUGGAGGAGCUGCAGGUCUUCCAGGACUCCUCCCCCAUCAUCAGCCUGCAGCUCUCCUCCAAGCGGCAUCAGCUCUACGCUGGCUCAAGCACAGCGCUGGCCCAGCUGCCCCUGCACCGCUGCAGUGCCUAUGGCAAAGCCUGUGCCGAGUGCUGCCUGGCCCGGGACCCAUACUGCGCCUGGGAUGGCAACACCUGCACCCGCUACGUGCCCAACACCAAGAGGCGUUUCCGCCGGCAGGACGUCCGCAACGGUGACCCCAACGUGCUCUGCUCUGAAGAUCCCAGGCGGGACGCCGUGCCCCAGAAGCAGCUCUACGGGGUGGAGGGAAGCACCGUCUUUCUGGAGUGCAUCCCCAAAUCCCUGCAAGCCCGCAUCCUCUGGACAUACCAGCACAACCUGAAUGAUCCCCAGCGAGAGGUGCAGAUGGACGAGCGGGUGGUGCGGACGGAGCGGGGUGUCCUGCUGCGCAGCGUGCAGCGCUCCGACGCCGGCCUCUACCUCUGCCACGCCACGGAGCACGGCUUCACCCAGCCCCUGCUGCGGCUCUCCCUGGAGGUGAUCGGCGCCCGGCAGGCCACGGGCGCGGCGUCUGCCGGAGAGCCCCAGCUCGCCGCCGGGAUCCCCGGCCGCAAGGUCUGGUACCGGGACUUCCUCCAGCUGGUGGAGCGCCCGCCGCUGGGAGCCACGGACAAGGUGUGCCAGAGGCUGUGGAGCCGGGGCAGACCCCCGACACCGGCCCGCAGUGCCGCCGGGCCCCCCGGCCGCGGGCAGGGCGAGGAGCCGCAAGAGAGCCCGCCCGGCGACGCGACGAGGGGCCGCGGGCCGGCGGGGCCCCGCAGCGCAUCCCCCUGGUGA
Messenger RNA from Camarhynchus parvulus, 2469 nucleotides. RefSeq names its product semaphorin 3B (gene SEMA3B). The transcript has 19 exons. NCBI's taxonomy places the organism in Eukaryota, Metazoa, Chordata, Aves, Passeriformes, Thraupidae. The record is from RefSeq and is a predicted model, not a curated record. Gene Ontology annotation, biological process: neural crest cell migration; axon guidance; positive regulation of cell migration. The coding region runs from base 1 to 2469 and encodes 822 amino acids. Gene Ontology annotation, molecular function: semaphorin receptor binding; chemorepellent activity.